AUGUGGAAAAUUGUUACCCUUUGGGUGUUUUCAGCUACCUUUGUAUCGCGUAGUGGACAUGAAGCCUCAGUGUUUUACAGUAGCAGGGAAGCAAAUCAAGUGCUGAAAAUACAGAAGAGGGCAAAUACUUUCUUGGAGGAGAUCAAAGCAGGCUCGUUGGAGCGAGAAUGUUAUGAGGAACAAUGUGACUUUGAGGAAGCCAGUGAGAUCUUUAAGACCAAGGAAGCAACUCUGAGUUUUUGGACAAAGUAUAUUGAUGGAGAUCAAUGUGAAAAUGUCACAUGUAUCAAUGGAACCUGUGUGGACAGCUUUGAGCGAUUUCACUGCAUAUGUAAUGCAGGUUGGGAGGGACAGCUGUGUCAACAUGAGAUCAACUACAUCAACUGCUCCAUUGACUAUGGUGGCUGUGACCAUUUCUGUCAUGAGGAUCAAGGGAAGGGCCAACGUUACUGCAGUUGUGCUUCAGGGUACCAGCUGAAGGAUGAUCAUACUUCAUGUCAACCUGUUGUGGAGUUCCCCUGUGGGAGAGUUGUGGAUUCCCAGGCUUCAAUCAGUGGGAUGAAAAUUAAACUUAUUGCAGGAAAAGCUGGAAAAAAGGGAAACAGCCCCUGGCAAGUUAUGUUGUUCAAUGGAGCAGGGAAAUUUAAGUGUGGGGGUGUUCUCAUACACCCCACCUGGGUGCUGACAGCUGCUCACUGUCUGGAGGGAGAAGAAAUACUCAGACUGAAAUUUGGCAAAUACCAUCGCUGGCGAGUAGAUGAUGGCGAACAAGCUAUCUUCACUGACAAGCUUGUGCCUCAUGAAAACUACACCAAGAGUACCUCUGAUAAUGACAUUGCACUGUUGCACCUGGCCCAUCCAGUGUUCUUCAACAAGUACGUGCUGCCCAUAUGCCUACCUGUCAAGAACCUUGCAGAGCAGGAGCUGAUGAAAGAAGGGACACAAACAGUGGUGACUGGCUGGGGCACCCAGAGCGGGAACUCUGCAACUAACUACAGCUCUGUCCUCAAUUAUAUUGAAAUCCCGGUGGCACCUCGAAAUGCAUGUGACCAUGCUAUGCGGAGUCCAGUCUCAGAUAACAUGCUAUGUGCAGGGAUCUUAGGAGAUAAGAGGGAUUCCUGUCAUGGGGACAGUGGCGGUCCAAUGGUCACUCAGUUCAAGAAUACCUGGUUCCUAGUCGGGCUGGUGAGCUGGGGAGAGGGCUGCGGGAAACUUGAUAACUUUGGAAUCUACACAAAAGUCAGCAUUUACCUCGAAUGGAUUUAUCAGCAAAUAAAAACACCACAAAAACCUAUGUCUGAAAAAAGAUCACUUUGA
Molecule: messenger RNA, 1317 nt
Organism: Gekko japonicus
Lineage: Eukaryota; Metazoa; Chordata; Lepidosauria; Squamata; Gekkonidae
Gene: PROC
Product: protein C, inactivator of coagulation factors Va and VIIIa
Exons: 8
Coding region: 1-1317 (438 amino acids)
Biological process (GO): blood coagulation; proteolysis
Cellular component (GO): extracellular region
Molecular function (GO): calcium ion binding; serine-type endopeptidase activity
Source: RefSeq, a predicted model, not a curated record